Chaetomium strumarium is the source of this 1017-nucleotide messenger RNA. RefSeq lists its product as uncharacterized. The coding region runs from base 369 to 728 and encodes 119 amino acids. Gene Ontology annotation, molecular function: heat shock protein binding. NCBI's taxonomy places the organism in Eukaryota, Fungi, Ascomycota, Sordariomycetes, Sordariales, Chaetomiaceae. The record is from RefSeq and is a predicted model, not a curated record. The transcript is spliced from 4 exons.
CGAUGGCCAUCAGCCUCCGAUAGUCACAGCAUGUUUGAGCAUACGAGCUGGUUCGAAGCUAGCCAGCAACUGUUCAUUGUCGCCAUUAGCAAGUUGAACCUGAAAAUAGAAUCCGCUGCGGUGAGAAGCAGGACAGGUGCAGGGUCGGGCAUCGUCCGUAGGAUAUAUAAGAGGGCCUAGGGUCUUGCUUGAUGUGCAACAGUUCACCAUCAUCAUCCGCAGCCCGACAGCAAAGCAACACCAGAAGCACCUUCUCCUCUCGUAUAUCUCUUCUUCAACUUCGAUCAGCCUAAUUCACUCCCCGGCGGAGAACCUUCCUCACCCUUCGCAGAAGCAACACCGACUAUCUCUCAAACGGUCAUCUCACCAUGCCCAGGCCUACUCCGUGUGGCGGCUGCCGUGGCAAGGGCUACGACACCGUGCAGUGCGGGCGCUGCCACGGCACCGGCCGGGACGGCACGACAACUUUCCAGGCCAUGUGCGACGCCGGGUGCGCUGGUCGUGGCAAGGACCGCCGCGGCGCAAAGUGCGGCGGGUGCAACGGCACGGGCAAAAAGACGUACACUCAGCCGAAGAAGUGCAACCCGUGCCAGGGCACUGGAACCGGCUCCGAGGUCUGCCGGUACUGCGGCGGUACCGGGCUGCGACAGCGCCGCGGGGUAGAGCUGCCGACAUGGUUCUGCCGUUUCGCCCAGCGGUGCGUUGCAGAAGGAUCGGCGGGGUUCUAGUGAAAGGGACAGGGCCAUUUGGAGUUCAGCAGCUCCGAAAAAAUUCGAGCAGCAGCGACGAAUGGGUUGCAUGCUUCGGGCCGUUUCCCAACGACUUUGAGCUGUUAGUCCCGUUAGGUACCGCUCAGUGUUGCCCGAACCGAGAUGGACCAAGGCAAGAAGGACUUUUCGCUUCUUCUUUUGCAGGACCAAUGUCGGUAACGGGGUUGGAAGUAAGCCAGAACUACUAGUACCAGGUACUAGUAUCCGUAGUCCCAUUGCAAUCAAGGGCGGCUGCGGGGAAAGUGUC